This is a messenger RNA of Nothobranchius furzeri (turquoise killifish), 2191 nucleotides long. Its product is annotated as four and a half LIM domains protein 2. Gene Ontology annotation, molecular function: transcription coregulator activity. The record is from RefSeq and is a predicted model, not a curated record. Gene Ontology annotation, cellular component: Z disc; nucleus. NCBI's taxonomy places the organism in Eukaryota, Metazoa, Chordata, Actinopteri, Cyprinodontiformes, Nothobranchiidae.
UAAUGUCUGACCACUGAUUAGCAAACAGAAAUGUUGAAACAUUUUUUUCUCAGCAGACUACUUUGUUUGCACGUUUCAGACCACUAUUUACUGCCAUGUUGAGUUUUUACUCUGUAGACAUUCUAAUCAUAUUGUACAUUUCUACAAUAGAAUUUUGUGUCCAAUUACCCCAAAAAUAGCUGGUUUUGGCUUCAAUUUUGUUUUUUUUUCCCUUCAUCCUAAAAUGUUGCAUUCUUCAUGUGUCCCUGUCUGAACUUGUUUAAACAGAAUGCAAACACACUCUUUUAAUAGAACAGUUCAUAACUUGUCCUCAUUUGUUAUAAAGUCAUCAAGUGACCUGCCUACUCUGGUCACACCACCAUCUCCACCCUCCUGCGGCCCGCUUGGGUCACAUUUUGUGGUAAUAUAAUAAAGCCGAUGCACUACAGCGCAAGUUUUCCGCCUCUGCUCCCAGACUGCUGACAGGCAGCUCUUCAGAUCAGAGGACUCUAAAAGGGGAUUUGAGCCAAAAUGUCAGAACGCUACGACUGCACCGAGUGUAAGGACUCCCUUUACGGGCUGAAGUACAUCCUGAAGGAGGAGCAUCCAUACUGCAUCAAGUGCUACGAGGCGCUUUUCUCCAGCAGCUGUGAGCUGUGCAAGAAGCUCAUAAGCUGCACCAGCAAGGAUCUGUCCUACAAGGACCACCACUGGCACAGCGAGUGCUUCCUGUGCAGCAAGUGCAGCCGAUCACUCGUCGAUCGGCCCUUUGCCACCAAGAACGACCUGGUGAUUUGCACAGACUGCUACUGCAACGAGUAUUCUGCUAAGUGCCACGCGUGCCUCAGCACCAUCAUGCCAGGCACCAAGAAGAUGGAGCAUAAAGGCAACAGUUGGCAUGAGAAGUGUUUCAUCUGCAACUUCUGCCAGGAGCCCAUUGGCACCAACAGCUUUGUGAAGAAGGAUGGAAAAAACUACUGCAUGUCUUGCUACGAGAAGCAGUUUGCUCUACAGUGUGUUCACUGCAUGAAGCCCAUUACUGCUGGAGGGGUGAGCUACCGUGACCAGCCCUGGCACAAGGAGUGCUUUGUCUGCAACGGGUGCAAGAUGCAGUUGGCCGGCCAGCGUUUCACCUCUCGAGAUGACCUCGCCUACUGCCUGGAAUGCUUCUGCAACCUGUUUGCCAAGACAUGUGCUUACUGCACCACCCCAAUCAGCGGUCUUGGGGGAAGCAAGUACAUCUCAUUCGAGGAUCGCCAGUGGCACAACGACUGCUUCAACUGCCAAAAGUGUGAUGUGUCACUGGUCGGUCGAGGCUUCCUGACAUUCAAACAGGACAUCCUCUGUCCCGACUGUGGAAAAGACAUCUGAAGUCCUCUGAAGAAAGUUUGGAAGCCUCCUCCCAGUCUGACACAUUAUUUAUGUCAUUUAUCAUACAUUAACAAAGGUGCAGUGGUGAUAUAUUCUGUAUGAUGACGACUUUAUUUCACAAUGUUCUUUAUAUUACAGUAGCUUCUUCAUCUGAAAGUAAACAAUAAUAUUAGUCAACAAAUAUGCUUCGUUUUGGGUAAUAACUUUGUUGCAUAAUACUUAAAGUGACAGUGUGUAUUUUCCCUGGCAAUAGGGGGCAGUACAUACCUACAUCAUUGCAAGGAGGCAGUAUUUUUGUGUUUUAGUGAGACCUAAUCAACAGAUGGUCAGUAGGGUGAAAAAUCCCUGGGAGCGCAAUUUUCGACCGAGUUCUUUGUCAGUUCAUUCAACAUCCAGCAAUAGGGCAAGUACACCAGACUCCCUUUCAUCACUGGCAACGAGUGCAAAGGUAAACUUGUAAAACAAUGUUUAUGAACGGCAAAUGUUUUGUAACCGCUUGUUGCAAAUCAGUAAAUGUGUUUCGUCCUCACAGGCUCCCGUAGAAGGAAACAUUGUGUCUAAUAUGGUGUUUCCCAGAGACUUAGACCUGCUUCCAUGUAUUUUAGACCCGCUUUUUAUGAAUCUAUGUUACGAAGCUGCCAAUACUUUUUAACAACUAGCAUCCUUUAAUUGCUAUUGAAGAGCAUUUCAAUGGAUGUUUCCAGAGAUCAAGGGUAAAACCUACACAUUGUCACUUUAAUAUACAUUUUAGAUAAUAUAACAGCAUGAGAAUAUGUUCCUACUAAUAAUGCAUGUUGUAAUCACCAUUUCUCUCUAAUAAAAUCAGAAGUUGCCAAGCAAA